Molecule: messenger RNA, 750 nt
Organism: Umbelopsis ramanniana AG
Lineage: Eukaryota; Fungi; Mucoromycota; Umbelopsidomycetes; Umbelopsidales; Umbelopsidaceae
Exons: 7
Coding region: 1-750 (249 amino acids)
Molecular function (GO): magnesium ion binding; acireductone synthase activity
Source: RefSeq, a predicted model, not a curated record
AUGCCGACUUAUAACACCGUAAUCCUCGACAUUGAAGGCACAACUACACCUAUUACUUUUGUAAAAGACGUAUUGUUUCCAUAUGUAACAUCCGGCCUCUAUAAGUUCUUGACUGAAAAUUGGGGUUCACCAGGACUGGAUCAGCAAAUUGAAUUGUUGCGACAACAGGCUGAACAGGAUAUCGAAGCCGGUAUCAAGCAAGCCGUCCUUAUUCCUCAUGAAACAAGCAGCAACGCAGAUCAGGUUCGAGCGGCCGUUCAACAAUGUAUAGAAUGGCAAAUGCAGGAGGAUCGCAAAAUAGGCGCCCUCAAGAGCUUUCAGGGAUAUAUGUGGAAGGAAGGCUAUGAGUCUGGUGAACUCUGUGGCCAAGUGUACGAUGAUGUCGUUCCCGCCUUUGACCGAUGGAAGCAGCAAGGCUGCAAGAUCUAUAUUUAUUCAUCUGGCAGCGUACCUGCCCAAAAGCUACUUUUUGGACAUUCAGUAAAAGGCGACCUUUUGCCUUACUUUUCAGGUCACUUCGAUACCUCCAUUGGCUCUAAAAUAGAAUCAUCCUCUUACAUCGCCAUUUCAAAGGCUAUUGAAGCUAACCCAUCGGACAUCCUAUUCGUUAGUGAUAACGUGAAAGAAAUCAUAGCCGCUGAAGAAGCUGGCUUCCAAGUCGUCCUUUCUGACCGUCCUGACAUUGCACCGCUUACACAACAAGACAGACUGAAUCGACGCGUGGUUACGUCCUUCAGUCAGAUUCCAUGA